AUGUCAAAGAUACUUGACCUUUUUGUCGCUAACCCUCAGUGGCUAUUAGGGCAGGAUAAAGAGGAUGAAGAGGAGCAACUCAAGGAUAUCCUCAAAAAAGCAACGCCUAAGUUAAAGUCUGUCGUCAAAACAGACGGGCUUUCUGAAAACAAACCUGCAAGGCCUUCCAGCAGGAUUUUUGGUCGAGGUGUCGGGCGAAGCAGGCGCUGGAAAAACAUGUUUUGCACUGGAAACAGCAGCUGCAGCACUUUUGAACGACGAAAAAGCCACGUUCUGUUCAUUUCUUCCGAAGGGAAGUUUCCCGCGGAAAGAUUGCUGCAGAUCAUUGGCAAUGAUUGCAACAGUUACUCGGAUAGAGUCCUUGUUGAAGAAACAGAGUACCUAGAGAACUUUCUGACGCUGGUCCAGAAGCUUCCAAAUGUAUGCAAGAAAUACGAAGAUUCUGGACAUAAAAUUGCGUGCAUCAUCGUCGACUCUAUCACGGCGUUGAUGCGACUUGAAUAUGAAGCAAAAGAUUCGAUGGCGAGAGGAGACAUGCUCGAUAGUUUAUGCAGUGAUCUGAAAGAAAUUGCAACGCGCUUCAAAUUGCCCGUUCUUUUCAUCAAUCAAGUGUCUGAGAAUAUCGACGAGCCGAUGAUCCAUUGGGCCCACCGGCCGAUGUCGAAGAAGCCUUCUCUUGGAAUAACAUGGCGAUAUUUGAUGGACGAGUGUAUCUUUUGUCGAUCGAGAAAAAUGAAAAAGAAGAGAAAGAACGAGUUCUUGAGUAUGGAUUCGGCAGGGGUGCGAAAGAAUCUAAACGGUGUCCACCCGAGAAUACCGAUAUCUUAUGACCUGUACAAACAAUUGAAAACGGAGGCAUCCUCAGAAAUGCAGGAAGGGAAUAUUUCCUGUUCAAAAUUCACCCGUUGCCGUCUACUUCCUGAUCCAAAUCUAAUGUUUGUUGAUGUUGAUCCUCUCUUGAGAAAUGUAGAUCUCUCUAACUGGAGUGAUCUUAUCAAACCGUUGAGGAUAGACGACAGAAAGAAACAGCGAAGCGUCCAACACGACUUAUUGCUCGAGCGAAAACGUCAAAGCCCGAGCAAGGGAGUCAACGACUUCAGCUUCACUGGAAACAGACUUCUGAUGCAGGGUGGAAAGAGCUCUAUUUUCUACGCGGACAUUGGGGAAAUCCCUAAGUUUGUGACGCACGAAGUUCCAGCGCUAGAUAAUGCGGCUCCUCGUAUGGACCCGAAGCUCUGUCCUGGAGAUGUUAAUUACAUGGCCUUUUAUAGAAAUGGAAAUUUGUGGCUUCAGAAUAUCGAAAAAGUUGGUGAAAUAGUUCAACUGACUAAUGCGGGUCAAGAAAACAUCGACUUUAAGGGAGUCUAUGCAGGCUGGGUCAAUUAUCUUAUUCAAGAAGAGUUCGACCGAUAUUCUGGCUAUUACUGGCAAGACACAGCUUCUCGUACGCAAAGAAUCGUGUACGAAGUCUCCGACGAAAGCGAACUUGAAACUCUGACAUACGUCAAUCAUGUUGCAGUCGCUCAGCAGAUUUGUGCAGCGGGUGGCGCGAGUUCUGGCAACGCCCGAUCAGCGGCGUCUUCUGAAGCCGUCUUUCCGUCUAGUGGAAGUAAAAAUCCAAAGACGGAUAUUCGUUUCUUGACAGUUAGCUUACCGGACAAUGAAACCGAUAAGGUGACGGUCAGGAGAUUCAAACUUCCGAUUCCGCUUAUGGAGUACUUGCCAUGGAGUGAAACCGAAAAACAAGGCUACGUCGUUCGUUACGGGUGGAUUGGAGAUAACGGCAUCUGGGCGCAUGUUCUGACUCGCUUGCAAAAUAAAUCAGCGAUCGUUUUCAUCCCCAUCAAUUCCUUUGUCGACGAAGAGAGCGAACUCCCUGACAAUUUCAUCAAUCAACAUCCUGUUUUUAUCCUCCACCAGUGGACAAGCGAAACUUGGAUAAAAGAAACUGAUUCGAUCCACUUUUUUGAUCUGAAAGUCGCGGAAAAUGGAGAAGAAGGAAAAUUAGACUUUAUCUUUCACUUCGAAAAUAUGUCCGGCUUUGAGCAUCUGUUCUAUUUGACGGCGUUGUUAAACUGGAACGCGGAUAGAAUUCCCGACUUGCAAUUCAACUCUACAAUCAUGUGCGAGACAAUGAUCAGGCCUAUUACAACAGGCAAUUGGCAAGUGCAAAACACGGGAAUCGACAUUGAUUUCGCCAACCAGCUUGUGUAUUUCCAAGGAAUGCGAGACUCGCCUCUUGAAACCCAUCUCUACCGAGUAAAUUAUCAGAAGGGGAAUGCCCAUGACGAGUCUUGUCUUCGUCUUACUAAAUCCAACUUUAACCACUUCGACAUUUCUGUUUUCAUCGACGAGAACAUGUUUCUUGUAAAAUCUUCAAACGUCAACACACCUACCUCAAUUGAAAUCUACCGAAUUCCCAAGCCUGAAACCGCCAUCUUCUGGACAGAAGAAGGUGUGUGCCCUCGCCCGCUUGCCUUUCUUGCCGACGAUGUCACUCAAACUCAACAGCCAAAGCCUGAAAAACUUGCGAAGAGAGAAUCCCGCGGCCCUGAGAUAUUUUCCUUCAAAAACAGCUCCGGUGAUGAGAUUUUCGGCCAGAUCUACAAGCCGGAGAACUUUGAUUCCAAGAACAAAUAUCCGACAAUUGUCUAUGUUUAUGGAGGCCCUCGAGUGCAGAACAUCAGGAAUCAGUUCUCUGCUUCGAGGUCUGACAGGCAUAGAAUGUAUUCCAAGUUUGGAUACGUUAUCCUAACUUUCGACAACCGAGGAUCUGACAAUCGUGGUCUCAAGUUCGAAGGAGUCAUCAAAGAUCACAUGGGAUACUACGAGGUGCAAGACCAAGUUGAAGGCAUUGCAUACGUUGCACAGAACAUGGGAUUCAUUGAUGUCAAUCGCGUGGCUAUCGAAGGCUGGUCUUAUGGAGGCUUUAUGUCGCUUAUGGCAAUUGCUCAGUAUCCUGAUGUUUUCAAAAUUGCUAUUUCUGUCGUCGACUGGCGAUUGUACGACUCUGCCUAUACUGAACGAUACCUUGGUUUACCGCAAGACAACCCAAAAGCUUACAGUGAUUCGUCCGUGGUGCAGCAAGUACCUAAUUUACCUGAUGAGCCUAAUCGUCUCCUUCUCUUCCAUGGCAUGAUCGAUGAAAAUGUCAUUACAACAAAUAUGAUGGUGCUCAUUGAAAAACUCACCAGAGCAUGCAAGCCUUACGAUUUGAAGCUAUUCGUGCAAGAGCGGCAUUCAAUGCGCUCCAGCAAAACAGUCGAAUAUUACGAAAUGACUGUACUUACCUACUUGAACCAGUUCCUCUAA
Molecule: messenger RNA, 3312 nt
Organism: Oikopleura dioica
Lineage: Eukaryota; Metazoa; Chordata; Appendicularia; Copelata; Oikopleuridae
Source: the annotation of a GenBank genome assembly